AUGAAGUGGGAAAUCCUUGGCGAGACUACCGGCGGGACCACGAGGCAUUUGAGUAUCACACAAACGCGCUGCGGGGGCUCUGUGAGCUUUCGCGGCGUACUGGAACACAGACCCUACUCAGCGACAGCUUCCAGCUUGCCGAAUCAGCUUGAUGCUGAUAAGCUUUCAGGUAUGAGUACCAAAAUCCUGAAAAGGGUGCCCCGUGUAACACUGAAUGUUAUUAAGGUAUUUCAUGGUGCGGAGUAUGAUUGGCUCCCUCAUCUAGAGGCAGUGACCACCGUCCUCAGCAUGCAUUCGCCAGAAGCCCUACUUGGUAAUAUUGCGUCUGCCAGCCGCACAGGUACCGCUAAGGUCGACGACAGUUGCCAUCCAAAUAACGUCCAAGCUCAUCCGGACUUCGAAUUUCUCAUACUGCACUCAAUAUGGUUCGAUAUCCUAGCGUGUGUCUCAGUCGGCCGGGUGCCACGGAUUGAGUACAGACAAUGGCUCGAAAAGCCAACAUUAAACCUUGAGAUGGCCGACCUGAUGGGCUGUUACAACUGGGUAAUGAUAUCUAUUGGUGACUUGGCGCACCUUCGAGGGUGGGGAACCGCCAUGAAGGCCAAAGGAGCAUUGAGUGUGCCACAAUUGGUGAGGAGAACCCAGGAGAUUGAAGCACGGUUACACGACGGCAUCCAUGAAUUGGAAUCGACCAUUAAAGGAGAUACUGAGAUCCUCCCAGCUACAUGGGUCUCGCUCAUAUUUGCACUCGCGUCCCUGGUUCUAUCAAAUACCCUAGCAUCAGGACCAUUGGCGUCGCUCCCAGAAAUCAGGGAAACUGUUGGCAAAGCCGUGAAAGUGCUCCGCUCUUGGCCCCAAACGAUUCCCCUCCACGGCCUCGUAUGGGCACUGUGCAUUAUAGGAUGCAUGGCCGAGUCCGAGCAUCAGCCGUUCUUAGAGACACUUCUGGCCAACUUUGCCGAAGAAUGUAGAGGACUCGGAAAUGCUAGAACAGUCCUCAAAGUCGUCAAAGAUUACUGGGCAGCACAGGAGCUCCAACAUCAAAGAAACAGUAUGAACCUAGAAUUCAUGGUAGAAGUUCGUGCGUUAUUUAUAUAA
Molecule: messenger RNA, 1098 nt
Organism: Aspergillus puulaauensis
Lineage: Eukaryota; Fungi; Ascomycota; Eurotiomycetes; Eurotiales; Aspergillaceae
Exons: 2
Coding region: 1-1098 (365 amino acids)
Biological process (GO): positive regulation of transcription by RNA polymerase II
Cellular component (GO): nucleus
Molecular function (GO): transcription cis-regulatory region binding; DNA-binding transcription factor activity
Source: RefSeq, a predicted model, not a curated record